Molecule: messenger RNA, 1221 nt
Organism: Danaus plexippus (monarch butterfly)
Lineage: Eukaryota; Metazoa; Arthropoda; Insecta; Lepidoptera; Nymphalidae
Exons: 8
Coding region: 140-1027 (295 amino acids)
Source: RefSeq, a predicted model, not a curated record
CAGUUUAAUGACUUUUCUUACUUCCAUUUUAUUGAUUAUUAGUUUAACUUUAGAAACUACAAAUUUUACAGUCCUUAUCUUAUUUACAUCAAGAAUAAUUAAAUCAAAUUCACAUUAAUUUCUUAUCUGACCUGUCGCUAUGGGUGUGGAUCCUUAUUUCAGUGAGAAAAUUUUUAAACAGCGCUCCAAAUUACCGUUCACCAUAAAUCACUUGAAUAUGGAUGGUAGGGAGGUAUCUAAGACCGGAAAUCAUAAUAAUAAAGAGGUCCCUUCUGAAGCUCCUCGUAAACACAUUUCCCGUGCUUCUCCUCGGCCACGUCGUUCACGAUCGUCACCAGUGCGAUCGGGGGUUUCUGAAAAUAAUAGCCCUGAAAGACUAGCUCGCAGCCCGUCUGCAUCAGCCACACGAAUAGGUUUGCCUGACCAAAUACUGCCUGCGCCAACAGUGCUCUCCCCACAUAACAUACUAUAUAAAAAUAAUAGCGGUCCAGGAUUCGGGCCUACCGCGAUGUCAUUCUUCUCUCCUCGCCCUCCUCCUGCACCACUCUUUAUCGUACCACUGACCAGAAACCCCAGCACUAUAACUGAAAACAGACAGAGAAUCAUACAAUCACGGCCGCAAGCAAAAACAAAAAAGAAGGCAAGUCGCAGAAUUGUUGGGCAAAUACUGGAAUCGUUAUUUAAAAAACUUCCUAUAAAAUCUAAAGCAGCCAGUCCCAAAGCUGUUAAAAUAAUGGGACCAAAAGCUUCUAGAGACAUCAAACAUAACGAUAGAAACCGUAGUAUUGCUGUUCAAGCUUUGACGAAGCAUACAUGUAAUAGGAAAACAUUGUCGGGAGACGAGGACGAGUACUCCAGUUGUAAAUCUAGUGAAGACGCGUGUCCCGAGUGCGAGCGAUCGUUUGUAUGGGCCGGGUCGGUGCGUGCUCUGCGGGACUCGCACGUUCGUCUCGUGUUGCGGCAGCUGCGGCAAUUGCAAGACAUAGAAAAACUCAACAGAGCCCUGCGACGAGAGCACGUGGAAUAACACGCGAAGGAUGGACCUUAAUUAAUGAAUAAACACUUACAUAUAUUACUUUUACAAUUUGUACAUUUAUUAGAACAUAGUUCAGUAGUUAGUCGAUUUAAAAACACUUAUUAUGUAAACCACUACAAUAGUUCAUUAUAAUAUUAUAUAAGGUGGGAAGUGAGAAACGGGAUGAAAUAAAAUAAAAAGAAAAA